Molecule: messenger RNA, 607 nt
Organism: Saccostrea echinata
Lineage: Eukaryota; Metazoa; Mollusca; Bivalvia; Ostreida; Ostreidae
Product: perlucin-like protein
Exons: 5
Coding region: 26-550 (174 amino acids)
Source: RefSeq, a predicted model, not a curated record
CGAUUUCCAGGGCAUUCUACAGAACAUGGCGUCUCUCUCAGCAUCUCUGCUUGUCUCUAUAGUUGUCCUGGUGGUAGUAGACUCUAAAUGCCCUCUGGAUUGGGUGGAAUUUGAUACCAACUGUAUUCAGUUCACGAAAACACAACAAACAUGGACAGAUGCAGCUAACGCCUGUCGCAGUAUGGGUGCUCAUUUAGUGACUGUUGACACAGAAGCUAAAGAUAAUUUUAUCAAACAGUUCCUCAACGUUUUUGCAAGUGAGAAACUGACCCACUGGUGGAUUGGAGGAAGUGACUUUGCUGUGGAGGGAACGUGGCAGUGGAUAGCUGGGGGAACAGUGGGUUCCUACAAUGGAUGGGGCCCAGGACAGCCGGACGGAAAUAACACGGCUAACUGUAUGUCCUACAAAUUUUUCAACCACACGAUAAUAGGCUGGUCUGAUGACGUAUGUGCCCCUCAUGUUCACCAUGGACAUCAUUCUCACCUGCCUGGAUACAUCUGUGAAAAACCGCUUUCAUCUUUCGCCUCGGCCUCUGGUAUUGUUGGAUAAUCUGAAUUUAUGUAGAAUCAGCUGAUCUUGUCAGUCUUUAUAUUAAAUCACAAUCAA